Messenger RNA from Lodderomyces margitis, 1557 nucleotides. RefSeq names its product RNA-processing protein (gene NOP5). NCBI's taxonomy places the organism in Eukaryota, Fungi, Ascomycota, Pichiomycetes, Serinales, Debaryomycetaceae. The transcript has a single exon. Gene Ontology annotation, molecular function: snoRNA binding. The record is from RefSeq and is a predicted model, not a curated record. Gene Ontology annotation, cellular component: small-subunit processome; box C/D methylation guide snoRNP complex. The coding region runs from base 1 to 1557 and encodes 518 amino acids.
AUGGCUUUCAUAUUAACGGAAACGGCAGCAGGGUAUGCGCUUUUAAAAGCUUCUGACAAGAAGAUCCACAAAUCAUCGUCUUUGAUCGAAGAUUUGAACUCUUUGGAAAAAGUUUCCGACCAAUUCAAAGUUCAUCGUUUUGAAAAAUUUCAAAGUGCAGCCAACGCUUUAGAAGAGGCUAAUGCUAUCAUGGAAGGAAAAGUUUCCGAUAGCUUGAAAAAGUUAUUAGAGGAUGCCAAAUCGGACAAGAAGUCAACUUUAAUUGUUUCAGAAACCAAAUUGGGUAAUUCUAUUAACAAAUUGGGAUUAAACUUUCAAGUUGUGUCUGACGCAGCUUCAUUAGAUUUGCACAGAGCAAUUAAAGAAUUCUUGCCGGAAUUAUUACCGGGCUUGGAUAACUCAGCCCUCAACCAAAUGUCAUUGGGGUUAGCACACUCUAUUGGUCGUCAUAAGCUUAAGUUUUCAGCAGACAAAGUUGAUACUAUGAUUAUACAAGCCAUUGCAUUAUUGGACGAUUUGGAUAAGGAAUUGAACACAUAUGCUAUGAGAUGUAAGGAGUGGUACGGAUGGCAUUUCCCUGAAUUGGCCAAGAUUGUCACCGAUUCAGUUGCAUUUGCCAGAAUUAUUUUAACCAUGGGUGUCAGAUCAAACGCUGCCGAAACAGAAUUAUCGGAAAUCUUACCUGAAGAAAUUGAAGAACAAGUAAAAACUGCCGCCGAAGUUUCAAUGGGAACUGAAAUUACCGAAAAUGAUUUGGAAAACAUCAAGGCCUUGGCCGAGCAAAUUGUUGACUUUGCUGCAUAUAGAGAACAGUUGUCAAACUAUUUGAGUUCUAGAAUGAGAGCAAUCGCUCCAAACUUGACCACAAUGGUGGGAGAAUUGGUUGGUGCUAGAUUGAUUGCCCACGCAGGAUCUUUGACGUCGUUGGCCAAGGCCCCUGCUUCUACCGUUCAAAUAUUGGGAGCAGAAAAAGCUUUGUUUAGAGCCUUAAAGACCAAACAUGAUACUCCAAAGUAUGGUAUAAUAUACCACGCGUCAUUAGUCGGUCAAGCCAGUGGUAAGAACAAGGGUAGAAUCGCCAGAGUCUUGGCUGCUAAAGCUGCUAUUUCUUUGAGAUACGAUUGUUUUGAUGAAGAGAGAGAUGAUUCAGAAGACUUUGGUUUAGAAAACAGGGCCAAGGUUGAAGGAAGAUUGAGUCAAUUGGAAGGAAGGGAUAUGAGAACUACUUCAAAGGUUAGUAGACAACAGCCAAAGAUUGAUAUCACUGAAGCUAGAGCUUACAAUGCCGAUGCUGAUGCACCCGUGGCUGCUGCUCAAGACUCUGAUGAUGAGGAUUCCGAAACAGAAGAGGUUGACGAAAAAGUGGAGGUAAAAGAGAAGAAAUCAAAGAAGGAUAAGAAAGAAAAAAAGGACAAGAAGGACAAGAAGGACAAGAAAGAAAAGAAGGACAAGAAGGACAAGAAAGAUAAGAAGGAUAAAAAGAGAAAGAGAGAGGAAGACGACGAUGACAAACAAUCAAAGAAGGAGAAGAAGUCGAAAAAAUCCAAGAAAGAUUAG